AUGGCGGGUGGUCUAGUCAAGUACCGACACUUAAGUCGAAAAUCGUCGCAUCGACAAGCCCUACUGCGAAAUUUAGUCACAGCCCUCGUCCAGCACGAAUCCGUCCGAACGACAUGGCCCAAGGCCAAAGAAACCCAGCGUCUAGCAGAAAAGCUCAUUACUCUCGCUAAGACGAACAACGAGACUAGCAGACGGAAAGCUACGGGUAUAUUAUUUACUCCCCACAACCUCCUCCCCAAGCUCUUCGGCGAGUUACGCCAGCGCUACGCCUCGCGCCCAGGCGGAUACACGCGCGUCCUGCGAACGGAGCCCAAGUCCCGCUACGACCAGGGCGACUCGGCCAUCCUCGAACUAGUCGACGGGCCCAAGGAUCUGCGGUUCGCCAUGACAGCUGCUGCGUUUGCGCGCGAGCAGCGCCUGGGUCGCCCCCACAACGCCCUCACCCUGCUCAAUCGCCAGAAAGUCACCCGCUUCCGACCUGGCGGCCAGGCUGCGUUCGACGAGAUGGUGAAGAGGGUCGAGGGGUUGCGGUUGGGCGUGAAGGGCGCUGCCGGACAGGGCGCUGGUGCGCAGGGUCAGGGGGAAGCUCCUGCUAGUUAG
This is a messenger RNA of Daldinia childiae, 600 nucleotides long. Its product is annotated as 54S ribosomal protein L8, mitochondrial. Gene Ontology annotation, molecular function: structural constituent of ribosome. Lineage: Eukaryota; Fungi; Ascomycota; Sordariomycetes; Xylariales; Hypoxylaceae. Bases 1 to 600 code for a protein of 199 amino acids. Gene Ontology annotation, biological process: translation. Gene Ontology annotation, cellular component: mitochondrial large ribosomal subunit; ribosome. The transcript has 2 exons. The record is from RefSeq and is a predicted model, not a curated record.